AUGAGUGACGUUUACAUUGUGAUCCACUUAUCCACUACUUGUGAUGAAAAUGGAGUUUAUGUUAGUAAAGAUUCAGCUGAAAUCAUUGAAAUUGCAUGGAUUUUAUUAGAUGCAAAUACUUUACAAGAAAUUUCAUCAGAUUCAAUAUUGAUUCGUCCUUUAAAUACACCAAUCACUGCAUUAUGUACAAAUUUGACCACAUUAACUUGGGAACAUGUUCGUAAUGCUGGAACGUUUAAAGAUGCUAUUUUGAAAUUAGAUUCAUUCAUUCAUGAUAAUAUUACAUCAAAACAAUUAGAUUUUACAUUUGUCACAUUAAAUGCAUGGGAUUUAAGAGUCCAACUUCCAAGAGAAGCUAGAGAUAAAAAUGUUGUUUUACCUCCUUAUUUACAACAUUCAAGAUGUUUUGAUUUAAAACAAGAAUAUGCUAAAUGGCAAACUCAUCAUCCAGAAACUUUAUCUUAUAGUUCAUCAAAUCUGUCAUCAAUUUGUACAGCUUUAGAAGUUGAAUUGGAUGAACAAACUUUAACUCAAGUUCAACAACAAGCUCAACAACAACAGGUUCAACAACAACAAGCACAAGUUCAAGUUCAACAACCUCAAUCAGGGAAUUCUACACCACAACCAAGUUUAAAAUCAACUUUACCAUUUCAAUUACAACAAUUGGCUAUUCAAACUCCACGUCGUGCAUUAAAUGAAACAAAUGUUUUGAAAAAAGUUUUACAAUCAUUAAUUAAGAAAUCAACUCCAAUUGAAGAUCAUUCAGAUGUUUUAACAAGACCAUUUGAUGGAAGAGCUGAUGUUCGUGCAUUUUUAGCUGAACGUUCAAAAGUUUUACAUUUAAAUAAUUUACCACAAGAUACAACUCAAAGUGAAUUAGAAUCUUGGUUUACUCAAUAUGGUGGACGUCCAAUUGCAUUUUGGACUUUGAAAACUCCAGAACAACAUAAACCAACUGGUUUAGGUUUUGCUGUUUUUUCAUCUCAUGAAGAAGCUGCAGAAUCAUUAGCAAUGAAUGGUCGUGGAUUAAAUGAUAAAUCAAUCGAGGUUCAACCAUCAAGUGCAAGAGUUUUAGAUCGUGCUCAAGAAAUUUUAACUCCAUUCCCACCAAGUAAAAAUCGUCCAAGACCUGGAGAUUGGACAUGUCCAUCUUGUGGUUUUUCAAAUUUUCAAAGAAGAACUGCAUGUUUCCGUUGUUCAUUCCCAGCAGCCAGUGCUGUUGCAAUUCAAGAAUCUAUGUAUUCAAAUAAUGGUUCAAAUCAAUCAUCUGGUUCAUUAAGUAAUGGUGGUGGUCAUAAUAAUAACAAUAAUAAUAAUAAUCAUCAUCAUAACAAUCAUAAUAACCAUAAUAAUCAUCAAAAUCAUAACAAUCAUCAUAAUAAUCAUAAUAAUCAUCAUAACAAUUAUAAUAAUAACAACAACCAUAAUAAUCAUAAUAACAACCAUACUAAUCAUCAAAAUAAUGGUUCUCAACAUUAUCAAAAUAAUAGCUUAAACUAUUUAAACAAUAAUGUUUCAAAUAUUGGUAAUGGUAAUGGUCAUAACAAUAACAAUAAUAACAAUAGUAAUGGUAACGGUAAUGGUAAUGGUAAUGGUAAUAAUAGAGUUUCAUCUGUACCAUUUAGAGCAGGUGAUUGGAAAUGUGGUAAUGAAGGUUGUUCAUAUCAUAAUUUUGCAAAAAAUAUAUGUUGUUUACGUUGUGGUGCACCAAGAGUUCAAUCAAAUAUUAAUUUAGAUCAACAAGUAUCACAAAUUCCACAAGUUUCAAUUCCACAACAACAAGUUUCUCAAGUUGCUCCACAAAUGUCACAAAUUCCUCAAGUUUCACAACUUCAACAACAAGUUUUAAAUCAAGGUUCAAAUUAUCAAUAUGAAAUUCCUGAUAUUACAAAACAAAUUAAUGGAUUAGUCUUGAAUCCAUCAUCAACAAAUUCUGGAUUACAAACACCAAUCAAUAUUGGUGAAUAA
This is a messenger RNA of Hansenula ciferrii, 1968 nucleotides long. It is a transcript of the gene NRP1, whose product is annotated as Nrp1p. NCBI's taxonomy places the organism in Eukaryota, Fungi, Ascomycota, Saccharomycetes, Phaffomycetales, Wickerhamomycetaceae. The record is from RefSeq and is a predicted model, not a curated record. The coding region runs from base 1 to 1968 and encodes 655 amino acids. Gene Ontology annotation, biological process: exonucleolytic trimming to generate mature 3'-end of 5.8S rRNA from tricistronic rRNA transcript (SSU-rRNA, 5.8S rRNA, LSU-rRNA). Gene Ontology annotation, molecular function: RNA binding; 3'-5'-RNA exonuclease activity. The transcript has a single exon.